UGCGCGAGGCCUACAUGAACAUGUACCUCGCGGCAUUGCCAUAUCGCUUCUCAUCACCCUUUCGUUACGUUACAUAAUAGACCAUACACUGUUGGACUGAUCAAUAUAUCGAUCGACCUGGAAGCAGCUGGUUAUGAUGGGGUCAAUCGUUUAUCGCCGUAUAGCCGGUUUUCAGCUUAUUUUCUCGUUUCGAUAGUUAAUACUGUAUUUACUGCAUAGACUGUCGCUGAAGUGGAACAGUUGGAGAUAUAAUAUUGAGCUUUUGAGAUAGUUCUAUAAAAACAUUUUUGUUUGUUUAUUUUGAUCGACUAAAGACAAGCUGUCGUUAUUUCCGAGUGUUUCCUAUAUAGAUGUCUCGGUAUACACACUGAUCUGUGAUAACUGGGCUUAUUCUAAAGGAUAUGAGGGACCACGUGUUGGAUCAGACCGGUCAAGCAUAUGCACGUCAUAAACACACCAUCAUGAGUACGUCCACUGAUGAUGACGACACCGGAAGUUUUGAUGCCGCGUGUCUCUAUGACGACCUGACGUUAUUGGAGGCCUGUCAGGAAGGAGAUAUUGAAAGCGUACAGAAUAUUCUCGAGGAUACGCCUACUGACGAAGAAAUCAACGAGACAGACAGAACUGGCAAGACCGCCCUAAGCCACGCUUGCGUAUUAGGACUAACCCCGGCGGUAGAACUGUUGUCGGAGACCCCAGGGGUGGAUCCAAACCUUGGGGACAAAGAUGGAACCACGCCCCUUAUAUUUGCUGCUCAAGCUGGUUAUCGUGAAAUAGUAAAAUUUCUCUUGAAUGACUUCCGGAAAAUCAAUGUAGACCAACGGAACAAGCUUGGGUUCACUGCUCUGAUGAAAGCUGCGAUUCAAGGGAGAACAUCAUGUGCAAAGCUGCUGUUGUACGCUGGGGCAAAUCCAAAAUUGCGGGACUAUGGUAGGAAGCUCUGUGCCGAAGAGUGGGCAAGGUUUACCGGGAGACAAGAAUGUGCAGAUGAAAUUGCCAAGUUCAUCAAUACCAAACGAUUUUUAUCAAACUCUCGUAACAAGAAAGUACAUGAACGCUCAAACAGUGAACCAGACUUAACGAAUACUUGCAAAGGAGAUAAAGAGUAUAUUGGUCGACAGCGAAAAAAAUCAAAAUCCCUCCGCAGAAAACUGAAGAAGAUGAUUCACGGACAUAAUACUCAUUCAAAUCCGCCUACAAUGAACUUUUCAGAGAGUACCAAAAUUGAUAAUCCCUUUGCAAUAAUUGCACGAUGUGUGUCAACUCCCAUACUUCCGGGAGUAGUAACACAGAGUGGUUCACCGCCUGUUCUUAAACGUCCAGUCAGUGCUGAAAACAUUCCACGCGUAGAAAUUACGUCACCUUCUGACAGGAAGUGAAGUGUUUAUUUUAUUUCAAAUCAUGUCAUUAUUUCAAGAUUCGUUGUGGGAAAAAAAGGAAUUAUAUGAUGGAAUAUGCCGCCUUCAUCUGGUGGUUUUCACAGCGAUAAGAUAAUUGUAAUUUAAAUUAAAACGUAAUUUCGGCAAUACGCCUGAAUGAUUUUCAGUUAAAGCAACGUGCAUAAACCUGAUGUUAUAUACCUCGAUCGAUGACGGGGAUUGAUAUAUUACAUACUUGAUACUUUUAAUUUCAAGUUACAUUUUGUACCUUGUUGUCUAUUGAGGGAUGUUAAUGUUUGCCAGCUCUGCUUUCGAAAAGUGGUGGCCCAAAUUUGCAAAAAAAAAUUUCAUAUUGACACAAUAAUUAUCGAAUAGUGCAUGUCUUGUGUAUUUGUUUUACUCUCAUUUUUGUGUAGUUAUAUCUCCUCAACUUUUGUUUUAUCUAAGAAAAUAUGAGAAGACUAGAAUUUAUCGAAAUUUUCAAUCUACAGUAUUAAUUAUCUAAUCAAUACAUCGUAAUACUUACGCUUCUCUAUACAAUAUCAGUUUCUUAAACUUGUGGUGUUUUGUUGUUAAUAUACAUUUUUUUUCCAUUUUUAUGAAUUAAUUACAUCGCUCAUUUAAGAAAGCUUACAUAUUAUUUCAAUACAUGAUGUAUCGGGUAAAAUAUUCCAUUGUCUUUAGAGAGUGAUAUUUUCCGUUGCUAUGACAAUACAGCCACAAGAUAUUCUUGUUUCACAUUACCUAAAUUUGCUUUCUAUGUGUAUAUUUUCUUCUUUUUAUCUAAAAUAUUAAUUAAAUUUUGUAUGAUUUAUUUAAACCUCAAUAUAUUUUUUCUGUCAUGUGACUGUUAGAAAGUUGUCAAAUACAUUUAUAUGUAUCUAAGCAUUGUCCGGAAUCCGUCAUUCAAUACACUCGUAUGUGUUAUUCUCUACCGCACAGACACAUUUCUUUGAAUUCAUGUUUAAGCAUUUCUCUUAAACAUUAAGAUGAUAACAAUUAUAAAUAAUAACAAUUUUAGACCAUUUGACUAAUAAACUAUGUUAUUCAACAAA
Molecule: messenger RNA, 2434 nt
Organism: Pecten maximus
Lineage: Eukaryota; Metazoa; Mollusca; Bivalvia; Pectinida; Pectinidae
Product: ankyrin repeat domain-containing protein 33B-like
Exons: 5
Coding region: 402-1379 (325 amino acids)
Molecular function (GO): protein binding
Source: RefSeq, a predicted model, not a curated record